GAGGGAAGGCGCUCGCGGGGGGGAGGGGGGUGGGGAAAGGAGGGUCUCAGUCUUGCUGGAGCGAUGAUGCGGGCCCAAGAGGAGCCCUCCCCGGGGCACGGGAUGAAGCCCAGCCCCCAGCCUCAGGGAGCCGUCUACUCCCAGCCCGCCGAGGGACCGGAGGUGCCUGCGGACAAGGACGUGACGGGGUCCCCAAGCCGGGCCAUGCCCGAGCCCCCCGAGGGCGGCUGGGGCUGGGUCGUGAUGCUGGCGGCCAUGUGGUGCAACGGAUCGGUGUUCGGCAUCCAGAACGCGUGCGGGGUGCUCUUCGUGUCCAUGCUGGAGACCUUUGAUUCCAAAGACAACAAGGCGAUGGUAUUCAAGACAGCUUGGGUGAGUUCUCUGUCCAUGGGGAUGAUCUUUUUCUGCUGUCCUAUAGUGAGUGUAUUCACAGAUAUAUUUGGAUGUCGCAAAACAGCUGUUGCUGGGGCUGCUGUAGGGCUCAUUGGACUUAUGUCUAGUUCUUUUGUAAGCUCCAUCGAGCCUCUGUAUCUCACAUAUGGAAUUAUAUUUGCCUGUGGCUGCUCUUUUGCAUACCAGCCAUCGUUGGUCAUUUUGGGACAUUAUUUCAAGAAACGCCUGGGACUGGUGAAUGGCAUCGUUACUGCUGGCAGCAGCGUUUUCACAAUAUUACUCCCUUUGCUUUUAAGGGUACUGAUUGAUAAAUUGGGACUGUUUGAUACACUCAGAGUCCUGUGUAUCUUCAUGUUUGUCUUGUUUUUGGCUGGCUUUACCUACAAACCCUUACAUCCUAAUGCCAAAUAUAAAGACAGUGGGAAGAAAGGAGAGAAAAAAUUCUUUCUCUUUUCUAGGAGAAAGUUUAGUCCUCCCAGAAAAGUUUUUAAUUUCUCCAUCUUCAAGGUCACAGGUUAUUCAGUCUGGGCUUUUGGAAUCCCACUUGCACUUUUUGGAUAUUUUGUGCCUUACGUUCACUUGAUGAACCAUAUAAAAGAAAGAUUUGCAGAAGAAUCAAAUAAAGAAGUAGUCCUUAUGUGCAUUGGGAUCACUUCAGGAGUCGGAAGACUGCUCUUUGGCAGAAUUGCAGACUUUGUGCCUGGUGUUAAAAAAGUUUACUUGCAGGUAAUCUCCUUUUUAUUCAUUGGCCUGAUGUCUAUGAUGAUUCCACUGUGUAGUGUCUUUGGAGCACUCAUAGCCGUCUGCCUCCUUAUGGGUCUCUUUGAUGGAUGCUUCAUUUCCAUCAUGGCUCCUAUUGCCUUUGAGUUAGUUGGUGCCCAGGAUGUCUCCCAAGCCAUAGGAUUUCUGCUUGGAUUCAUGUCUAUACCUAUGACUGUGGGCCCACCCGUUGCAGGUUUACUCCGGGACCAUCUAGGUUCUUAUGAUGUGGCCUUCUACCUUGCUGGGGUCCCACCUCUACUGGGAGGAGCUGUGCUUUGUUCAGUCCCAUGGAUCCAUGAAAAAUGGAAACAAAAAGAAAUGAGCAUCAUCGGAGGGGAGAAGCUGGAGAAAAUGUUGGAGAAUCAGACCACUCUGCUCCCGAGCUCAUCUGGAAUCAUUAAGAAAGACUCUGAUCCUGGUUUUUAAUGCUCCAGGCUUCUGCCAGACUGGACUUGCUUUCCAAAGUUACAGCAAGUUUUCUUUUUUUAUGAAUUGGAAGUUUUUUUUUAAAAUAGCAUUAUGGAAAUAGCAUUAGAAUGGUAAAAGAAGAUCAUUACCAGGCAAGAACCCUUUCUUAUCAUUCAAGAGCUUUCUGAUGUUUCUGAGACCAAAGGCAGGGACUUUGGGACUAGAAAAAAAAUGACUUGAAAUCAAAUCACACUUGUCUAUGAGAGAAACAUUUAGGCAUCUCACAGGAAAAACAAAAUCUGGAAACUGAGAAAGCUAAAUAGUGUGUGUAAAGAAUAUACAAUACCUCAAGCUACACUGGAAGGGUUGCAGUCUGAUUAGGACUGGAAAUACUAUCAUACUGAUUAGUUCUGGUAUCUCUGUUUUGACUUCUUUUACUAUGUUAAAUAAUUAAAAAAGCAUAGAUAUUACUUCUCCAGAAGAUCGACACUUAAAUUCUAUGCUUUGCUGCUGAUAAAUUAUGAAAUGUGUUCACAUAAUAUCCUGAACUUGUUCCAGUGUGAAUUCCUGUUUUUGAGCCAAAUGAGGCCUUUUCUGGGGCAGGAGCUGAAAUGUAUGCACAUUCAAUAUGUGAGACACAAAUGUCUCCAAUGUUCCUAGGAGCAGUGGUACAGAAUUCAGCCAUUUCUUCCAUUUUAUCUUCCCUAUUAUGGGCUUACAGUGUGUUUUAACACUUGAAUAGCCUGUAAUUUGCAGGGUCUAAACAAACAAACCAACCCCAACCCAAAUUAAUUAAAGACUUUGAAUCCCAACCCUAAAGUACACUAGAAUGAAUUAGAGAGAACUUGAUAAUUUGUAUUUUAAAUUCUUUUGCUCGUCUGGGUCUGUUAGAUCCAAAAAGCUGACUCUUUUUUAGAUGCAUGUUAGGCAUGCACCAAGCUGCAGUUAUACGCACAAAUAGACAAAAUCUAGUAUUCAUGUAGACAGUCUCCGUUUCUAAUAGAAAUAGUUGCUUAAAUUCUCCUCCAGGAAUGUAAAAGGUCUGCUGUGACUCCAAAUUAUUUGUGAAACAAUCUUACAUACCCAUAACUGUCUGGAAAAAUAUAUUCAUAAUUAUUUGUCUGUCUUGGUUCCCUUUCUAUUAACAUUCCUUCUACUUCUGUCCUAAAAGUAAAAUCCUAACCAAUUCAUCCUUUAUUCACAUUAAAAACAAAAACAAAAAAGCUUUCUCUUUGACUUCAUUCAGGAUCAGUCUAUAUUUUUGUUUUUGUUCAAGUCAUUGCAAAUUAAUAUUCAAGAUGUACUUAAAUCCUAACUCUGUAUGCAAGUAAUUUGGGACACACGUUAAGAUCUUCCUUAGAGAUAGCUUUUGCACACCUGGGGAGAUUGCCUGUAUUUGCCAGAUGCCUUUCUUCCUUUCCCAAGUACUAUUUGGCUCUUUCUUUUUCUAAAUACUUCUCCAAUUAUUUGCCUGUCCUGGGGGAGAGGGAGAGGUUAGGAAGGGGAAAGUAAGAUGGGGUGAAGGGAGCAAGAAGAGUGAAAAUGGAUCCAGUUCUCCUCCUUUCUCACCUUAGGUACUAAAAAAGUAGUCUGGUAGUAGAAAAAUAUGGCUUGAAAUCAAAUCAAACUUGUCUGUGAGAGAAGGUAUAUUACUUCCACACCUUGCUUCUGGCUAGCAGAACUACCUGAAAGAAUGAGAAAUUGUAUGGGUGAUUUGUUACCUUUUGGGGGAGGGAGGUGCGGUUGUAAGCUGAAGUUUUGUGGAAAAUCCAGUAGCUUUCUUCUAUUUUUUUGGCAGUAGUUUGCUUGCUGUCUAGCAACUUAAAAAUUCAAAGUGCACCUAUUAAAUAUGAUAUCUAGUUUUAUUAGGAUUUUAAAUAAUUUAUAGCAUAAUGACAUUCUCUUAGUUAAGUUGAAACUUUCAUUCCUAUUAUAUAAUUAUUCAGUUACCUAUAUAAUUUGUCUGUGCAAAAUUCUGUUAAACAUUCUUGGUUUAUUUCUCUUUUUUCUCUAGGUCUUUAUAUUUCAGUUAAAAACAACCAAACAUAUACGCUUUGAUAAUACCGCCUUCUAAUACUUAUAGGUAGAGGUGUUUUAUAAUUAUGAGUAAUUGCAUAUAAAUUAACAAUCUUCUUAUUCAUGUCCUGUUAGGUAUUUUUGAGAAUGUGAAGCGGUACUUUCUUAUUAAAAAUGUUUUUGAGAGGUGUACAGAAACAUGAUCAAGACCAACCAUAAAGGUUGCCAAUAUAAAGCUUAUUUUCCAAUUACCAUAAUAUUUGAGCACAGUCUAAAAAGUUUUAUACCAAGCAAGAGUUCACUGGUCAGUUUUUACAAAGUAAUUAAAUAUCUGCAAAACAGAAAAUUCACUCCAUAAGAGCUUCAAAACCUUUUAUUUUACAAUUCAGCUGGUUUUGGAGAAAGAAGUAGUUGACUAAAACCUGAAAAAAUGGUGAGGUGUUUUUGGUUGCCAUUUUCCAUAUUAUAAAACAGCUAAAUGACUUAAAUGUUCGUAAUAAAAAGAAUAAGUUUUCAGCAA
Messenger RNA from Phascolarctos cinereus (koala), 4099 nucleotides. It is a transcript of the gene SLC16A10, whose product is annotated as solute carrier family 16 member 10. Gene Ontology annotation, molecular function: transmembrane transporter activity. Gene Ontology annotation, cellular component: basolateral plasma membrane. Gene Ontology annotation, biological process: transmembrane transport. NCBI's taxonomy places the organism in Eukaryota, Metazoa, Chordata, Mammalia, Diprotodontia, Phascolarctidae. The record is from RefSeq and is a predicted model, not a curated record.